AUGCCGAAGAAGAAAAAGCCUUGCAAGAAAGUCACACAAACAUGGCAGUAUAAAGGGACAAUUCAACAACAGGAGAAGAAUGAUGAACACAUGGAGAGGCCAAGGUGGAGAUCUAAAGACUUGCUAAUGAAGUGGAGUGUUUGGAAUGUGAGGGGUAUGAAUAAAAGGUAUAAGCAGAAGGAGAUUAGGCUGCUUCUACAACAAAAUAAGACUUCUUUAGCAGGGUUAAUUGAAACAAGAGUUAAAGAGACUAAUAGCAAAGCUACUUUAAAAGCAAUAGCUCCAGGAUGGAAGAUCAUACACAACUAUAAGGAGGCUGCAAAUGGUAGAAUAUGGAUAGUAUGGGAUGACAGCUGGUAUGGUAUCAAGUUAAUAAAAAGUUCAGCUCAGAUGGUUCAUUGUCAAAUAAAUGAAAGAAGCAAAGGUUAUCGUUUGAAUAUCACAGUGGUUUAUGGAUUCAAUACCUUAGAAAUGAGGAAAAGCUUAUGGAAUGAAUUGAAGAUGGUAGCUCACAGUGUUUCUGAGCCUUGGCUCAUAAUAAGAGACUUUAAUGCUAUUUUAUCUCCUCAAGAUAGAUUAGUUGGAGCUCCUAUUACUUUGAAUGAGAUCAAGGAUUUUGAAGAAUGUGUUAAGGAUAUGGGAAUUACUGAAGUUGGUAAUGCCAGAAUUGCUAGCAGAAUUGAUAGAGCCUUUUGGAAUGAUUGUUGGAUGGAUAAAUGGGGUCAUGCUAUUAUAGAAUAUGGGAACCCAGGGGUGUCUGAUCAUAGCCCUAUGCACUUUCUACUUUAUCAGAAUUAUCAUCAGAUCAGAGUGAGUUUUAAGUUCUUCAAUGUUUGGAUUGAACAUGAAUCCUUUAUGGAAAUGGUGGAUACAAUCUGGAAGCAGGAAUAUGGAAGUGAAGUAAUGAAAGGAAUAUGGUAUAAGUUGAAGGCACUCCAGCCAGUCUUGAGGCAAUUGAAUAAGAGAGAGUUUCAAUACAUAGGCCAAAAGAUUGAGAAGACAAGAAGUGAACUUGAAGAUCUUCAAGAGAAGCUUUAUAACCAAGCACAAGAUGAGCUAGUUAUUAAAGAAAAGGAGUUACUAAUAAAGCUGGAGAAGUGGUCAAUGAUACAAGAAAAUGCUUUAAGGCAAAAGGAAAGAGCUAGAUGGAUCACAUUGGGAGAUGCAAAUAAUAAGUACUUUAGUUCAGUGAUAAAGGAAAGAAAUCAAAAGAAGAAUUUUAGAAGUAUACUAUCACUAGAUGGAAAGAUGUUAUAUGAACCCCAAGAGAUUCAAGAGGAGUUUGUUAAGUUCUAUAAAAGUCUUAUGGGGUCUUCAGCAGGUAAACUUCCAGCUAUAAAUGCUCAGAUGAUGAAGAGAGGCCCUGUGUUAUCAAGGCAGCAAAGAAUUCAAUUGUGUACAGAUGUAGCAGAACAUGAGAUCUAUACAACAUUGCAGUCUAUUGGGAAUGAUAAGGCACCAGGGGUAGAUGGGAGGAAGAUUGCAGAUAACAUUAUACUGGCUCAUGAGUUGGCCAAGACUUAUACUAGGAAGAAUAUUUCUCCUAGAAGCAUGCUUAAGAUAGAUCUACAGAAAGCCUAUAAUUCAGUUGAGUGGUCUUUUUUAGAACAUGUAAUGGAAGGAUUGGGAUUCCCAGAGAUGUUUAUUCAGUGGGCGAUACACUGUGUGAAAACAGUGAAUUAUACUAUUGUUGUUAAUGGACAAACUACUCAAAGGUUUGAUGCAGCAAAAGGCUAA
Solanum lycopersicum (tomato) is the source of this 1737-nucleotide messenger RNA. Lineage: Eukaryota; Viridiplantae; Streptophyta; Magnoliopsida; Solanales; Solanaceae. The record is from RefSeq and is a predicted model, not a curated record.